CUGAUUCAGCUCCCACAAUUCAACAGGCAACAAAGGAAGAAAGGAAGGGGCCGAAAGCUACAAAGAGUUAGCCAGCCUAGAUUAAAAGAUGUCACAUUAAUGAGCAACUGUAGUCGUCUAAAUACUCCCGUGAUGAAAGGAAACUAAAAAUUCACCUAUGCUGACUCUUUUAUAUUUUUGUUUUUGGUACAAAAGCGGACUUAAAUGGCAGCGGCGCUAAUGUUUUCCACAUAAAACGCUAACGAAGCUAGGCUAACAUUAGCCAACAAUCGUCCAGGGGCGAAUCUUUUUACGAACGUGUUUUUAAAAGAGUCCAGAAUAAAGUAUUUGGUUUAUUCUCCCUGCAGUACAGCGUAAAGUGGCCAGCAGCAAAUGAAAGGUGGAGGAGGUGGAAUUUGACCCAACCAACUGAGUCACCAUUUUCUCCCAGAUAAUGGGAUUUAUGGCGCCACUGUAUGGAUGACUUGUUCCAUGUGGCCUGAUGGGAGGACGUUGUGGAUAGUGCUUUCAUCAGGAUACCAGGAGAGCCGUCCCAUGCCCCCACUUCGGAGGGCCUGUCAGAAUGAAGAAGAUAAGCCUUAAGACCAUCCGCAAGUCCCUCAACAUAAAGGGCAAGGAGGAGGGUGACUUUGUCAUGCUCCAGCAGCCUUCUGUUACGACAGAGUUUUCCAAGGAAGACUCGCUUUUCGGGGGCUGCUAUACAAAAGAGCUUUCGGGGUGUGAUCUUAGUUGUGAAGACGAGAAAGGAGGCCAGAAAAAGAACAGCACAAAGAGUGAGGGUUUGAUGGGAUCGCUGAAGAGACGGCUGUCGGCCAAGCAGAAGGCCAAAGUAAAAGGUGGCUCUUCUGCUUUAUGCUCUGUGGACGAUGACGACACGUUUUCAUCCUCGUCCGUGCCCAUCAGCAAUGACGUGAUAGCUCAGAGACCUCUGAGAACGGCGUCAUUACGGAGUCACCAUUACAGCCCAUCCCCGUGGCCUCUCCGGUCUGUCAACUCCGAUGAGGCGUGCAUCAAGAUGGAGGUAAAGGUUAAAGCCAUGGUCCACUCUCCCUGUCAAAGCCCCAACUUAAACGGUGUUCGGAAAGAAUUUCAUAGUUUCCAGAUGGAAGAGCUCUUUCAGGACCAAGCGGAGUCCUUAAAGAAUCUCCAGCAACCACAAAACGGUGAGCUGCACCUAAACAUAGAUGAAAAUGAUGUGCCUGUGGUGCUGGGGCUAACCCCCCAGGACUACAUCCAGUACACAAUGCCUUUAGAUGAGGGAAUGUACCCAGAAGGGUCCCACUCCUUCUGCCUGGACAGCUCUACUCCCAUGGAGGUGGUGACGGAGGCGGACAGCGGGCCCAUCCACACAGACCAGGGGCAAGAGGAACAUGACCUGGUCAGUGGGAUGCCUCCGGAUCUCUUCAUGGAAACCUCAAUGAGCAGUUUUCUUCUUGAUUCUGCUGGUAUGAUGCACCAAAGCUCUCGAGUAGAGGUCCAGCCUCCUCUCUCUCCACUCCUACCACCUAUGUCAAGUAACGUACAUAUUCCUAGAACUUUCUCCAGCUUCAGUUCCUCAGACAGUCAGGUAGCUGAAAGAGUAAGGCACCACCUCAACUUUGACCCAAAUUCAGCCCCUGGAGUCAGUCGGGUUUAUGACUCCGUCCAGAGCAGCGGCCCUAUGGUCGUGACCAGCCUGACAGAGGAGCUGAAGAAGCUUGCAAGACAGGGCUGGUACUGGGGUCCCAUCACACGAUGGGAGGCGGAGGAUAAGCUGGUGAAUCUGGCUGACGGUUCGUUCUUGGUCAGGGACAGCUCAGAUGACCGGUACCUGCUCAGCCUGAGCUUCAGGUCACAGAGCAAAACUCUCCACACCCGCAUCGAACACUCCAACGGACGCUUCAGCUUUUACGAGCAGCCUGACGUCGAAGGGCACACGUCCAUUGUGGAUCUAAUUGAACAUUCUAUCAAAGACUCAGAGAACGGAGCUUUUUGUUAUUCCAGGUCUCGCCUACCGGGCUCUGCAACCUACCCCGUCAGACUAACCAACCCAGUAUCUCGGUUUAUGCAAGUGCGCUCCCUGCAGUAUCUUUGCCGCUUCGUCAUUAGGCAAUACACACGGAUCGACCUGAUCCAGAAGUUGCCCCUACCUAACAAGAUGAAAGAUUACCUGCAGGAAAAGCACUACUGAAGACACACACCAGACAGUCGUAGCAAUUUGCACUUUUGUGUUCAGUUAGGAGAUUUGAACAAGGUUUACAGUCACCCACAGUUGAGAUAUUUGUCCCGCUAGUUGAUGAUGUCUUUUGUUUGGUCCUCCAUUCCACUGUUUUCCACUAAUAUAGGCCAGCACAUAAUCUAUUGCAGAGGAUAGAGAACAUUAGUGCAGGCGUUAGGCACUUGUGGUGUUUGCUUAUGGGUAUUAUCCAGCUGUACAAGUAGAGCAGAAUUUCAUAAACGAUCUGCACUAAAGCCGGAGAACUCCUCUAAAUUUGAGAAAUUGUUGCGUUUUUAAUCAUCUGAAUUGUACCUCAGAGAAGAUUUCAAGGUGAAAGUGUGUAGCUACAUCUGGUUUUAAGCUGACUGAUGACUUUUGAACAUCUUUUGCAAAUCAGCUUUCUAGAUUGUCAUUUCUUUUAUGCAUGAUCCAGUUGCAGAGUAGAAUACAGAGGCUUUGUUUUAGACGUGAUGGAAGCUUCUGUUGUGCUUGUGCAUGACUGUUUCCUGGUUUAGUAGAAGAGAUUUGGCUAACCCAACGUCAUCUUUGUCAGACAUGACUGUAUUAAUGUAAUUCCUAAACCUUGUUGGUAAAAUGUUGCAGUAGAGUCAAAGAUUACCGUUAUCAGUACAAUUGUAAAGCAGAAGAUGUCCAAAUGUUGCCAGUCAGUCGGAGGCUCUUCGAUGUAGCUUAAAAUAGUUUGGCUGCAUUUUCCUCGUUCUCGCCUAACGGUACUGAAAAUGCUGGAUUUUUAUGUUGUGCUGUUAGUGAAAACGGCACCAACAAAGUGUAUGUCUUUUCAAAAUCUUCUAACAUUAACAAUAAAAUGUUCUGCAUUAGGAAUGUUGCAAACUCUGCACCUCAGCUCAGGCCUAACGACGGUUUUCACUAUCUAAUGCUUGUAUUUGCAUGUGGUAAAGGCUUUAGGACUGUCAAAGAUGCAGCGUUGUCUGGUGAAAGGAUGUGUGAAGGUAACCAGGAGAGUGCACAAUUGAAUUUACCUUUGGCGGUCUCUAUUUACAGAACGCUGUCCCUCAGUCCCCCUGCAGCUGAAAAAUGAUCCGUUGAGUUAAAUCUAAAUGUUGUGACGACUUUUAUUCUAAGCUUGCCAAUAUUUGGACUCGAGUCAAGACACAGAAGAGCUGAGCUUGGUUUUAUUUAUGUUUUAAGAACAUAUUCAUUUCAAAAGCAUUUUGUUUUUCCCUCUUUUGAUUGUUUUCCAUCACAAAUCUGAUCUACCCCACAUAUUCUCUCUCUACUGGACCCUUAGUGUCAAAGGGAAGAGCACACCUAAUGUUACACAAGUGCUUUAUUUGGAUACUUGACAGGGAUUGUUUCACAAUAUGAAUGAGAAUUCUUGUUUUGUAUGUCAGUGCCCUUAAUUCAAAGUAUUUGGGAAAUGGGCUCGGUAGUCUAGAGCGUAGAUUUAGCGGUAGUUAGCUGGAAGUGUGGGACGUUACCCUGAAUCUAGCACAGCAAGAGUUAGAUAGGAACCUUGAGAGGUGUCGCAUGUUUAAAGAUGUUUUUAAGCUUUGAGUUGUAUAGGAAUGAAGGAUUUAAGAUGCGUGUUUGGUUGUGUAGAGGUGUUUUCGUGUCACAUGAACAUUGGCUGGACAUUCAUCGUUUUUUUUUCUCCUUUAUCUUCUGAUCUUUGGGUGAUGUAAGUUUGAUGUUGUGACAUUUGCCAUCUGGGGGAUUGAACUGUACAAAAGGAAUGUACGCGUGUUUGAGGUAUUCAUUUUAUCUGCCUGCAGACAGAAAGCUUGGGAACACAAAAAAUGUACUCCAUUGACACAUCAUUUGCACUUGAACAUUUCUCUGCCUCGAGUUACCCCUCAGAUGGUGAUUAAAAAAAAGGUCACAUUUGUGUAACUGUAACAUUUAGAAAAUGGUUUGGUGGGAUCUAAGGGCGAGACUGUAGCUCAACAGGCUGCCAAGGUGAGACGAUGACAAGAAUGUGGAUGUAAAUUUUGAUUUGACCCUUUUGUUUUUGUGUAUGUGUUGGAGUAAAAAUGUGAAGGUCAUUUUAAACACAAUGUUCUUUUAGUUGUAUUCCCAUUUUAAUUUGAAACUGUUCAUCCGAUUUUGGCGAGCAGAAGCCAGUUUCAGAAGCUGCUGUGAGUUCACUGCAAACUAGCUCAUUAAUAAGCAUUAUUGCCUUCAGUGUUUGAUUCCAGAGGUUGAUGCUUGUUCAGACUGCAGAUCCGAUUCUGAAUUAAUAACAGCACUUGACAAGCUCCACCCUCUUUUUUCCUUUUUUUUUUACCCAUACAUCUCAUCAAGGAGAGGUUAUCGUUUACAUUAUUAUGUUUGGACAUACCCUCUCAUAUGAUCAUCUUGGUACAAUUAUUGUAAUAAAUCUUUUCUUGUGUUUUACACAUCUGUGCUGCUUACAGAUAUGAUUGCCUUUCUUGUAUGUUACAGCGGGGAAAUCGAAUGUCGCCUCUGUAGACGUAUGUACAUACGUGUCUUUAUAUUUUGGGAGAGCAAUUCAGAUUUAACCACCGUAGCCCGUUGGAAGAUGAUUAGUAGGAUCUCCGUAGAAUAACCAGUGCACUCCAGUUUACAUUGGUUGUCCACUUUCCAAAGUAGAUUGUGUUUUUGUAUUUUCUGUUUUUGGGCGGAAAAAAAAAUCAAUGAUUUCUUGCACAUUUUGGAUACAGUUCAAGAGUUUUUUGUAUCUGCCAAUUAUAAAUUAUAAAUAAAACUAUAUUCUAAAAAAUAGUGGUUUAUUGUGUCAAGUAUCAUGGAAUAAAGAGAAUUUGGUGCCAUUUUGAAGUGUGUAAAAGUAUAUAAUCAUUUCAUCAUAAAUAUCUUUAAAUGGGUACAAUCUGAAUUUCAAACCACUUCAUGUGUCUAAACCUUUUAACUGCUGUCAGAAAUAAUCCUUGAAUGCACCAAAGGGCUAUGUCCUGAUGCUUAAGGCAAUGCAUUCACCUGCAAAUGGCCAUAAAAUUUUAUGCAAUGCAGUUAACAAAAAAUACCCUUCACAUCAGGUGAACCAACAAAAAAUCAAUCUGCUUGCAAGAGAAAAAAAAAUGAAGAGGGCUGGAAAAGCCCCACCCAGUGGACACCAGCUGGUAACCACACAAAACUCAUUAAAACACACAAGAUAGCUCCCCAUCUUAAACCAAAAGAAUGUAAAAAGACACACAAUGUGAAGUUCCUAAAAUGUUGAACUACCAUCACUUGGAAUAAAGCUAAGU
Molecule: messenger RNA, 5403 nt
Organism: Nothobranchius furzeri (turquoise killifish)
Lineage: Eukaryota; Metazoa; Chordata; Actinopteri; Cyprinodontiformes; Nothobranchiidae
Gene: socs6a
Product: suppressor of cytokine signaling 6
Biological process (GO): phosphatidylinositol phosphate biosynthetic process; protein ubiquitination; intracellular signal transduction
Cellular component (GO): phosphatidylinositol 3-kinase complex
Molecular function (GO): 1-phosphatidylinositol-3-kinase regulator activity
Source: RefSeq, a predicted model, not a curated record